Messenger RNA from Leptosia nina, 732 nucleotides. The record is from the annotation of a GenBank genome assembly. Lineage: Eukaryota; Metazoa; Arthropoda; Insecta; Lepidoptera; Pieridae.
AUGCCUGGACACGCCGCUAGCCCCUAUUGGACCGCCGUGGAUUUUGACAGCGAGGACGACGACCGUUCGCCACCGCCGAACAAUAAUAGAAUGUAUCUUGACCCGUGGGACAACGACGCUAUGGCCAAAAUACCGGGCGGUUCUCCCGAUUCUAGUCAGGAACCCUCCAACUCUUUCGCCGGUGAACCCGUGAGCUCUAGUUUUUAUUACGUACCCACGAAGAAUUAUGACUCCUCGGAUGAGAAGCCAGCGAAGCGAGCAGCUAUUCCUGAGGACAUCAUUCCUGAACCGUCGAUCUACGGCCGCAGAGCAUCUAGGUGCCUUCCACCGCCGGAUCUUCAAGAUGUACCAGUUUAUGCUCAAAGGCUCGUGGGGGAAGGAAGGCGAUCAAUGUACACAGAAGAACCUCAAUUCAUUCCUCAUCCAAUGGUGUAUGAGAGUAUGUACGGUUCAGUGCCGAUGCCGCCUCCUGGUUACCUGCCCGUACAGAGACCUCGUGUAUCUUUCGUACAUCACCCCGAUCCUAUGCUGGCCAACGGUUAUCCCAACGGCAGAAGACAUUCUCGGAUGGUGGACGCGUAUGAGCAUUACGCUUACGAGAGUCUGCCCCAAGACUACGAAGAUUGGGGCCACCCGAUGCCCCAGGCGGCGCCGAAUAACUUCCACCUGUCGAGGUACCGUGUAACGUGUCUCGCACAAUUAGAAAGACCUACAGCGUUAAAGUUGAAAUAA